CAAAAUUUGUCAACUUCCUUUGCAAUACAACACGUGAAAAUGGCAGCCACAAAUAUCGAAGGAACAACUAAAAUGGAACCAGAACUUGCAGAAGAGUCUGGUUUUGUCACAGCGAAAACAAAAAGUAGGAAAAGGAAGCUUCAAGACAAGUCAGAAACGAAAAUGGACACCUCAGAGCCUGAAAUUAAGAGACCAAACUUCCCAGCCGUGACAGCUGAAAAAUCGAGUGGCAAGUCAGAAUUAAGAAAAAUCCCAAUACCAAGUAAUAGAUACACACCAUUAAAGAAAAAUUGGUUGAAAAUAUUCACACCGAUAGUAGAACAUCUUCAUUUACAAAUACGAUUUAAUUUAAAAACCAGAAAUGUUGAAAUUAAGACAUGUAAAGCAACAACAGAUAUUAGGGCUCUACAGAAAGCAGCAGAUUUUGUUCAGGCAUUUGUUUAUGGUUUUGAAGUUGAGGAUUCCCUAGCUCUAGUGAGAUUAGAUGAGUUAUAUUUAGAAACAUUUGAUGUGACAGAUGUCAAACCAUUAAAAGGAAAUCAUUUAUCUAGAGCUAUUGGUAGAAUAGCAGGACAUAAUGGUAAAACUAGAUUCACAAUAGAAAAUGUUACCAAAACUAGAAUUAUUUUAGCUGCUAGUAAAGUUCAUAUAUUAGGAUCAUUUCAAAAUAUCAACAUGGCUAGAACAGCUAUAUGUAACUUGAUCUUAGGAAGUCCUCCAUCUAAAGUUUAUGGUCAGAUGAGAACAGUGGCUUCCAGAGUUUCAGAAAGAUUUUGAAGUUUGUGAUCAAUGUACAAAAGGUUUAAUUUAAAAUUCAAAUUUUGAAAGGUACUAGACAAAAACACUUAUGUAGACCCUUCCUCUGGUAACUACAAACUCUUCAAACUAUUGUGAUGCCAUUUUCAGAAAUAUUUUCAACUGAAUACAGAAAAUGUAAUGUAAAUUGUUGAUAAAGUGGUUGUUUUCAA
Messenger RNA from Lottia gigantea (owl limpet), 968 nucleotides. RefSeq lists its product as hypothetical. The transcript is spliced from 7 exons. NCBI's taxonomy places the organism in Eukaryota, Metazoa, Mollusca, Gastropoda, Lottiidae. The record is from RefSeq and is a predicted model, not a curated record. The coding region runs from base 40 to 777 and encodes 245 amino acids. Gene Ontology annotation, cellular component: nucleolus. Gene Ontology annotation, molecular function: RNA binding.